AACAAGCCCGAGGCUGUGGAUCCGCGCUGUGUGGGGUUUGUUUCAUAUUUUCCUCUCUUUUUCCGUUUCUUUUUUCCUUCCUUCACUUUUCACCUUGAGUGCGCUCAGCUCUGUCCACGACGCGCGCUCCUGACAUUCCCUGCGCGUAAAAGCGGGGGGCGCGCGCUUUCCUGCCACACCGAGCUGCACAGGAGCCGCUGUUGGUGCCCACGGAGGACACGGAGCACAUCCACACACCCCCCACACACCCCCACCACCCACCCCCUCUCUUUUACCUUGACGCGCGUAAUCGUUCAGGCUUCAGUCCGGGUCUCAGCCGCUGGAGAGUUUAGACUUCACGCCGCGACGCAGCGCACUGACAGAGAGAUCUGGUGAGUGAAGAUGAUUCCUGUUCUGAUCUGGGCUCUGGUCUCUCUGAGCGCGGCAGAAACCGACCUGGACGUCCUGUAUCCUGAGCUGGAGCACUCCAGGACCAUCUAUGUCACAGAGGAUGGCCCCAGACUGUCGGUGGCGGCAGAUCAAUCCAAGGUGGUGUCGAGACGAGGGGGGAACGCGACUCUACCCUGCAAGAUCCUGAGGGACCAAUCACUGGCUCCCAAUCGCAAGAUGAGGAUCAAAUGGACCAAGCUGACCUCAGACUACCUGAGAGAGGUGGACGUGUUUGUUGCCAUGGAUUACCACAAAAGGAGUUAUGGCAGUUUCCACGGACGUGUCUACCUACAAGGAUCCUCCCCCACGGACGCCUCCCUGGUUAUCACAGACAUCACCCUGGAGGAUUAUGGGAGAUAUAAAUGCGAAGUGAUUGAUGGUCUGGAGGAUGGAACCGUGGUGGUUUCCCUCGACCUUGAAGGUGUCGUCUUCCCCUACUUCCCUCGCCUGGGUCGCUACAACCUCAACUUCUACGAUGGAGAGAGGGCGUGCCGCGACCAGGACGCCAUCGUGGCCUCCUUCGAGCAGCUGUACGACGCCUGGCGAGGAGGGAUGGACUGGUGCAACGCCGGCUGGCUGGACGACGGCUCGGUCCAGUAUCCCAUCACCACGCCCAGAGAACCCUGUGGUGGCAAGAACACGGUGCCGGGCAUCCGAAACUACGGCGUGAGAGACAAGGACAAGAACCACUACGACGUGUUCUGCUUCACCUCCCACUACAAAGGUCGGUUCUACUACCUGAUCCACCGCUCCAAGCUGACCUACGACGAGGCGGUCAGGGCGUGUCAGAAAGACGGAGCUCAGAUCGCCAAGGUCGGCCAGAUGUACGCCGCCUGGAAGCUCCUGGGCUACGACCGCUGCGACGCCGGCUGGUUGGAGGACGGCAGCGUCCGUUACCCCAUCACCCGCCCCCGGAGGCGCUGCAGCCCCACGGAGGCUGCCGUCCGGUUCAGCGGGUUCCCCGACAAGAAGCACAAGCUGUACGGCGUGUACUGCUUCAAGGGCGACAACAACUGAGACGCAAACACACAACAAAACAUGAAGCAUGCACCAACACACGCAAAACACAGAUGAAGAUGAAGACACACAUUCAAACUGUGACACUUUCAUUCAUGGGAAACCAGAAAGAUUCAUGUUGAGAGAUAGUUUACACAUAUUUAAGGUUCAUAUUAUUUAAUCAAUGCCUUCGAGGGGGGGUUGGGGGGGGUUACUGUACAGGGGAGGUGAAGGGUGAGGGUGGGAGGACAUCACAGCUACAGUCAUUCUGUCAUAUGACAACGGACACAUGGGUUUAAGAGCAGGACGCCUCCUGGUUGGUUGGACGACACUUUGCGCACUUAAUGAAUCUGGAACGAAACAACGAGAUGAAGAGAGAGAACUCAUCUUCAUCGCUCAUCGAGGACGAGCAGAAAACAACUAAACCGAUCUCUGUCCACGUCCUAACAAGGUGCUACGACUGGUCCUCCGCCCCCAACGUCCGGUAUUUUACGUUUUUAUACAAAUCGCCUAAAAUGAAUUAGAAGUUUAUGUUUUCUAUGUAGGACGUGAUGAUCUAAAGAAAUCUGUUACUGAAUUUAUUAUGAUUAAUAUUACUGUUGGGUUUUUGUUGUUUUUUUUUGGAUAUACUGUAGAAAUGUUUGACUUUUUUUGACUUUCUGGCCAAACGAUCCAAAUCUCUUCGGUUUACAUGAAACAAUAACACGUUUUGCACUGAACAUUUAGAAGCUUAAAGAGGAGAGAAGCCUCCUGAGCAGCAGCAGCAACACAAAGCGCCUGGCAUGAGUAAACUCUGUGUUAGCGUAGCGCUGUUUGGCUUGAAUUUCAGAGCAUGACGUAGCUUCAGCGAGCACACGGUAGACCUAGCCUCCCUAUCUAUCUAUAUACCUAUAUAUCUCUCCACGUAGCUCCAUAAACUACUAUUUUUGAUACAAAUACUGUAGUUUCUUAAAGGGAAUGAGAAUAUCUCCAUCUCAUCUCCCUCUAGUUUCCUUCACAUCUCCACCUAGACGACCUUACAUGGGUCCUAUACCUGUCAUUCCCGAUAAGUGGAGUGUUUGUGACCGACUCCCUGAGCUGAAGUCACCCUCGGCGUGAAGCCAGACCCUGACUGAGCUCGGUGUUCCUGGCAGCCUCCGGCGCCCUGAUCUCUAUCUGAGCUCCGCAGGACUGAGAUCACCCCCCGGACCCCACGGGCCUCCAGCCAACCUGCACCAGGCUGCUGAAUGAGACGGAAACACAAUACACGCACAACACCAGCGAAUUCCUGCAUGCUAGCGCUAAUGGCCUCUUCCAUGUAAGGUGUUAAUGUCCAUCAAGCUCACUGCACAGAUCAGGAUCCCCGAGGCAUGUUUUCACCGGGGGUUUUAAGUGUACACAUCUUGUAGAAGAUCAUAUAACCCAUCCGGUCAAAGAAAGUCUAGGGACGUCUGAUUAGUCGACAGCAAAACCAACUCCCACUAAGAAAACUAAUGCACAGAUGUUGUGUUUUAACAUCUAGUACAUGUACCAGCAGAUGGAAAACAUACGAUACGAGAAUAAUGUACGGUGUCAUGGCUGCACAUUGACAGUCCCAGUUGGUCCAGACUAGUUCCUGGUGUAGGAUCAUGGUGCAUCGCACUGUAAAGUUUCCUUGGGACGAGCAUCAACCGUUUAUAAAACAUGUUAAAGAUGUAACAUGUGAUUAGUUGAUGUGGGGCUUAUACAACCUGUACUGCAGCCAACCACCAGGGGGAGCUCCACAUGCUUUGGGAUUCACUUUAACCUUCUGAGACCCGCCGUCCUCAUAUGGGGACGUUAUGUUUUAGGUUUGUUGCAGCUUCUUAUUCUGCUUCAUUUAGACCUGUUGUCCUCAUAAGGAGACACUGUUUUCUGCCAUCUACUGGCAGUGAAGGGUCAAUACACUUUAUCACUGCAUUGGUGACUUAAAUUGUAAUGUACAGUGAAAUAAUUCACAGAAUUUUUCUUCAAAAACUACUUCCAGUUCAAAGAUGAUGCUUAUUUUUAAUACUUCUUAGGUCCAGCUGAUCCCAAAUACCUAAAUAUCUUAAUCUCAAGAUGCAUUCCAAACAAAUGCUUGGGUCUCAGGAGGUUAGAGGAGCUGUCAUGGCUUCUUCUUUGCACCCAUCGUGUAGCUACAAGUGUCGGACGUCCGUUCAUGUGUUGUAGCUGUAUCACCGCUAAGGUGCUAGACUCGCCACAGACCUGAGAGUCUUAUUACGAUUAAAACAAAAGUCUUCUGCAAAACUGAACUUGUUCCUUUUCUAUCCCUGAAAUGUUUUCACAAAUGCACAAACGUACCCGACUCAUAACACCUUAAGAAUGAACAUAUUUCAGGUUGUGUAUGAAUUAAGACCUGUUAAAAUUAAAAAGAUGUAGAGCUGCAGAUUCAUACCGAAGAUUAACGUAGAUUAGGAGAUAAGUUUGGUCGAUGCUGCGCCUGAUAAGUGGAACCAAUCUUCUUGUGAAAGAAUGAAAAUAAAACAACUGUAUUUUCCAAAAAUAAAUAUGUAAAAAAAAAAGAUUUGAAGAAACUUAAGAGAAACGUGUUUUAUGUUGUGUAUUGUCUGACUGCCUUGUUAAUAACUGCAGCGUUGAAGGAAACCUUCGGGGACCCAAAGACAAAAGGACAAUAAAACAGUAGAUAAACCA
This is a messenger RNA of Mugil cephalus (flathead mullet), 4077 nucleotides long. It is a transcript of the gene hapln1b, whose product is annotated as hyaluronan and proteoglycan link protein 1b. The transcript has 6 exons. Bases 382 to 1446 code for a protein of 354 amino acids. Gene Ontology annotation, molecular function: hyaluronic acid binding. The record is from RefSeq and is a predicted model, not a curated record. NCBI's taxonomy places the organism in Eukaryota, Metazoa, Chordata, Actinopteri, Mugiliformes, Mugilidae. Gene Ontology annotation, biological process: cell adhesion.